AUGGCGCCGAAGUCGAAGGCAACGGCCAAACCAAAGCGCAGCCGGGCAGGCAGCGCGCCACCUCGCCCCCGAAGAGGGGCCUCCCCUGCCCCCUCAGGAAGCGUAGCCGGCAGUAACCGCGAAGGCUCCAAAGAGCGCGCGGGCUCGAUGGUUGAGUCCAAGGAAAAGGCCGCAGAUGGCGACGCCGCCUCAGCGGCUUCCACCGAGGUCGAAGCACCGCCGGUCAUUGUCAGCAUAAGCAAGGAGACCAUCAAGAAGAUCUUCUCGAGGUUCGACUUGAAUGGAAAUGGCACUAUCGAGAUGUCCGAGCUAGCAAUGGUCUUUCAAAUCCUUGCUCCCCGCCAGUGGUCCACAAAUGCCAUCAAGAGGCUCUUUGAUGGAAUGGAUAUCAAUGAGGACGGCCAUGUCCAGUUCACCGAGUUCAUCGAGUGGAUUUUCGACACAGGCACCAACUCGUUCAAGGGCGCACUGGAGAUUGCUGAGACCAACGAUGGCGCACGGACCCUCGAGUGGUCCGUGGCAGACAUCCAGCUGCCGAUCACGGCACCCGACAUCCGAGCAGAGUUGGAGAUCAUUGACGGCUUUGCCAUCGAGGACGAGAUCAAGAAGAUGGACCCCUACGACCUCAAGAAGCUCGAGCUGAUUACAGUGGUGCCCGACCCCAUCCGGAGAGUCCUUGAGGCGGUGUAUUUGCUGUUGCUGCCAUCUUCGGGUCUGCCAUCCAUCAGCGCUCUGACCCCGCCCGAGUGGUCGGGCAUCCAAGACAUGCUGAAAGACAGCUCCAUGUCCCAGCGGGUCAUGAACUUCAAGGCCAGAAAGGAAGAGAUGAAGACGCGACCGCUCUGGGGCAGCUAUGCAGCCAGGCGGUUUUUCACCGUGGAGAAGGUUGACGCCGAUAUUGCGGAGCUUGAGGGGGAUCCACCGAGGCCCUUGAGCUACGAGCGGGUCGUGAGCUCCUGCCAAUCUCUGCGCCUGGGCGCAAUGAGACUGGAGGCCCCCAUUUCAGAUGGGUGCGUUUCCACGAAGUAA
This is a messenger RNA of Symbiodinium natans, 1029 nucleotides long. The record is from the annotation of a GenBank genome assembly. Lineage: Eukaryota; Dinophyceae; Suessiales; Symbiodiniaceae.